AUGGACGUCCCCGACGACGCCUUCGCCGGCGUCCUCGUCCGCGCGCCGCCCGCCUCGACGUCCGCGCCCGGCGCCGUGGACCGACGCGAGCAUCGACAUCGAUAUUACCAAGAUCGCAACAAACGCUGGGCGUUCGCGUGCGACGACCGCGGCGCGACGCUGCUCGAACGUCUCUUCGCGCGCGGACGAUCGGCGAUCGAUGUGAUCGAUGCAGCGAUAGCGAGCGCGUGCGAACGAGAAGGGACGGUGGUGGAGGAGGUGAAACGAACGGGCGCGGCGACGUACUCGAAAAAGCCGAGCAUGAAGAGCGCGGACGUGACGUGGAGUCAGGAAGAGUACCGACACUUAGGACUCCAGAGGGAGUACGUGCGAUUUAAGUCGGUGCAGAGGUUCACGGAGACGUGGGCGUGCUUGGAGCGAGGGAUGUAUGGAGGGUUUUUGCGACGGGCGGAGCGCGGCGGGACGAUUCGAUGCGCGUCGCUGGGCGGCGGGCCGGGGUUUGAGUUGGUGGCGUUUCAGGAGUUUUUCAAAGCGCACUACCCGACCGUUGAGUUGGAUUUGAUCAGCUUAGACCUCGAGGAGUCGUGGCGGGCGUCUUCGGAGGCGUUGGGGUUGCGCUUCGCGCGUUGGGACAUGCGAGACGGAGGCGUCGCGGACGCGUGCGGCGUCCCGAAGAUUGAUUUCGCCAUCGCGAGUUACGUGUUCAAGAUGUACAUGUGCGAAGACGUCGUCGCAGAUUGGCUCGCGACCGAACUCACGGGAAUCGAGGCCUUGUUCGUGAUCAACCGUGACGAGAACUUGCGCGACGGGUGCGCGUUGAUGGAACGCCGAGGCGUGGACGUCACCAAGCUCUUGCCGCAAGCGAACGGUCGCGACGACCGUCAGCUCGUCUUCUCGCGCGGUCAAGAUUUUCCGCGUCCAUCUGGUGGAAUGGAGAACGCCGAACCGAGUGGCGGGUUCACGUUCCCGAACGUUCCGUACAUGGAACACAAGAGCUCGUCCAACCACCAACGCGGCGGCGGAUGGCGCGGCCACGGCUCCCAUCACGACCACGAUCGUCGUUCGCGACCGGACGAUCGACGCCGCGACCGAUGGUGA
Messenger RNA from Ostreococcus tauri, 1098 nucleotides. RefSeq names its product unnamed product. The record is from RefSeq and is a predicted model, not a curated record. Lineage: Eukaryota; Viridiplantae; Chlorophyta; Mamiellophyceae; Mamiellales; Bathycoccaceae. The coding region runs from base 1 to 1098 and encodes 365 amino acids. The transcript has a single exon.